Messenger RNA from Saccostrea echinata, 651 nucleotides. RefSeq lists its product as uncharacterized. The transcript is spliced from 3 exons. The record is from RefSeq and is a predicted model, not a curated record. NCBI's taxonomy places the organism in Eukaryota, Metazoa, Mollusca, Bivalvia, Ostreida, Ostreidae. The coding region runs from base 55 to 651 and encodes 198 amino acids.
AAUUUUCCUCAUUUUGAAACAAACGCAAACUGGAACGUACGGAAUUUACAAGAAAUGGCAAAAUAUCGAAAUUACUGGAUCAUGAUUAUUUUUCACAGCCUUGCGAUAGCAUCUUUAAAAGACGGAUUUGAAAACCUUCAGUGGGGCAAGCGAAUCUUGGGAAGGUUACUGACCACUGUUGUCAAGGUCAGUCCAAUAGAAUGCGCCGAGGAGUGCCUUACACGCCCAGGGUGUCUGUCGUUUAAUUACAGACGCGCCGCGAUAUUUUGCGAGCUUAAUUACGUGAGCGGCAACAGUUCUGAUACAAAACCCGUUGAUGAUGACGGUUGGAUUUUUAGUGUAAGAAACACUUGGCCAAAGGAAAUAACAGGCGCAUGUAAAGAUGCUGUAUGUUCCUUGAACGAACAAUGUAAGAGAGGAGCUUUAGGAACCUAUAACUGCACUUUAUCACAUUGUCAUCCAUCAGAUCUGACAAUUUCCCCGGAAAUAAAGCCAUUCCAAUCGAAAAUAGCAGUCGACUUUAACUCUGUACACAAACUGGAAUGCAAAGAUGGAUACAUACAAGUAUCGGGGGAUGGAAAGAUAAAAUGUCAACAGAAUGGCACGUGGACAGGUCAUAAUAUCAGAUGUAGAGGUAAAUGUCAGAUUUAA